Molecule: messenger RNA, 1660 nt
Organism: Pocillopora damicornis (cauliflower coral)
Lineage: Eukaryota; Metazoa; Cnidaria; Anthozoa; Scleractinia; Pocilloporidae
Source: RefSeq, a predicted model, not a curated record
UGUUCUGUGAAAAUUACUAAUAACAUGCAUAUUUCUCUGUAAUGUGGUAAAGCUACUGAAAUUAAUGAAAACAAAUUCCGACGAAAUCAAAACAAAUUUGCUUAUGAGACGAUCACCCUGGAUGAAAAAGCUCACUAUUGCGGCGCUGAUGAGCUUCAGGUUAACUACUCCAUAAAUCCAACGUUUGUGAAAAAUAAAUAAAGAGAGCAAGAAAGAAAUAGUGGUGUUAUUGCCGGUCCGGUGGGGAAACUGUCGGCAUUCAUGUAGGAAUUCCACUUUUAACAUUAGAGAUUGCAUGUAGUGAUAAGGAGUUGAGCCAUGCCGGCUUACUUCAGAAACUAAUUUUUUAGAAUACAAUUACAUGGUCUGCUAACUUUUUGUGGUAUUGGAGAAGAUCGUUAUCACUUCAACCAAAGAUCUUCCACUUAUUGUUUAUAAGCAAUGAUUUAAAAUUGAAAAAUACAAUACUUAUUUCGUUGAUUCGGGCUGAAUUUCUGGAAACGUUACUAAUGAUGACAGAAAAAAUACGCUGUAAUCAAACGAACGGUCCAUUUCCCCGGAGGGUGUUAAUACAUGAAGCGUGACGCUACGUGUCCAAAUAAUUACUAUGCACAUUUAUUUUUUCAAGUUUUUCUGCGUUUGUUUUACGAUGUGAAGCGAAUGGCCGCAGAUACAUGUAUAUGGCUGUUUUAUCAACUUAUAUUUGGGCAGUAACGCUGUUCUCGGUCACUGGAGCUUGGGUGGAUGGUUCCUAUUACUGCAGAAGUGACUGGUGCAAUUAUAAUGAAUAUUGCUGUGGUGAUGAUAUAUGCUGUGACUAUCUCACUGGCUACUGGUAUAUUUGGCUUAUGACAGGACUUCUGCUGUCUACUCUGAUGUUAGUAUGCUGCUGGUUGCGUUACCACAGAUACCACUCCAGAGAAUCUAUUGAGUCAGCAAAAUUAGGCUACGUUCCUGUACCUGGGACUGUGAUGACAUAUGGGGAUGAGUAUUUCAUUCACCAACAGCCACGUCAGGCACCAUUGGUGCGUGAACCUCCACAGUUCAAAGCUGCAUUGGAAUAUGCAGCACAACAGCAUGAGAGUUCAAGAUAUUAUCCACCUCCUUAUAACUAUAUAGAGAGACGGACACCAAGUGCCCCACCUGAACCUAACAAAUGAAUGAACUAACUGCUGUGAUCAGUUCUGUGCAAAUGGUCAAAUGUUUUCAAUACUUAUAAUAAUGAUGAUCCCUGCUGGGAAUAAUUUUCCUAGUAGAGCCAUUCCAUGGCUUUGCCUACCUUGAAAAGUUUAGUGCAAAUUUGUAAAGUUAUUAUUGUUCCAUUUCUGUGAUAUAGCCUGGUAGUUAAUGGUUUCACUCUGUUUAUAGGGAAAUUCUCUGAAUGUCCAAAUGUUCCAAAGUCUUUGAUUUACCUGACUUGACCUUAAUGCAAUAACUACUGAUCACCACAAGACACUGGUAUCUAUCAAAGCAAAGAGUGGUUUGUGGCAAUCAGAAAUAAUAGGCUCAAGAAUAUACUUUGAUAGCACUGUGGCCAGAGAUAUGCAAUUAUUAUGUCAGUUAAUUUAAGGCUUACAGCAACCUGAAAAAAUUAGCCUGAGCCUUUAAAUUGGGAUCAAGUUGCUCUUCAUUACAGUAAUAUUGAGAAAUUAGGGAGGAA